AUGAGCUGCCGUUGCACGAUGCAGCGGCUCGCACCGUGGGCCCCGCGGCGUCCACGGGUGCCGUGGCUGGCCCCUGCAUUGGCCUCGCACCAGCAACUAGACGCUGGUAUCGCCGCGCGUCAUCAGGCGGACCGAAAAAACCUCAAGAAAUCUAAGCGUCCGUUUGCCAAUUACUUUCGCAACGAAUACGGCUGCUCGCCUUCGUACUCCGUCCCGGCUGUGCGUACGGACGGCGGCGUGUCCUCCCACAGCGUCGUGGGACUCAUGACCGAUGAGCGGCGUACGUGGACGCCCUUCUGGGGACGGGCCACUGGAGGCGUGAGGACGCGACGAAAACGUCAAGACGUGCUGGAGCCACCGGCACCGCAGUUUGGUGAUGACGGCCUCGACCGCACCAUUGAGCGUCUCUUAGAAAUUCGCUUCCAGUGGGAUCUUGGGGAUGAUGUUUUGGCCUCGAGCCAUGUACCGCCGAGUCUCCGCGCCGUGACGGAGCACUGUCUCCCGUUUGCGCCGCGUACGGAGCCUGCGUCGCCGGGGAAAACGAGCGACAAACACGAGGAGUUGGGCGGAUGCGUGGAGUUAGACGGUGAGCACAUCCCUCUUUCUGUCUUUCGAGCGCGUGGACGACGGAAGGGGCCAGCUGCGCCGAGGGGAAACCUGGGUUUCAGUGGCGUGGACACCGUCCCGUCUCUCGUCCUGGACACCACCCGCGGCCCACUCGUGUCGUCGCCCACAGAGACGUCGCUAAGCCUGCGCUGGAAGGCAACUAAUCGGGAGGCGACCAGCGUGAGUGAGAUGCUGCGUCUGCACCAAGGUGUCGGCCGGGUGCCUGUCAUGGGGCUCCCACCGCGUUCACUGUUGUUGCUCCUCAAGGCACUUGCCACAGUGGAGGUAGAGGAUCCGGCGCUCAGCAUUGCACUUGCCAUUGCGGCGGCGGAGCACUACCAUGACUAUAGCCACACGGAGUGCCUCGAGCUGCUGCGUUGCCUGCGACGCCUCGCCUACGUGCGGGGCUUAGCACGUCUGCCGGGGACUUUGACCCCGGCGCUUGCACUCUACCGCGACGUCACACAGUGUCAGAUGUUCUUCGCCGACUACGUAGCCGAUGCGGCGCCUUUUCUGGUGGACAGGGUGUGGUCACGGCUUCCCGAGCAUGUGCGUCGGCUAACACGGCGAAAGCUGUUUCUUGACCUGACCGAUCUUCUUUCACUCGCGAUGGAGCUUCACGGGUGGCGAAUCCCAACAAAUUUGCCGAAUCCCGCCAGCUCCGCCGUAUGCGCCGCGAAGUACCUCUAUCUGCGCUACACGCUGAUGCUUGACGAGACCACGGUGAUGGAGUACGUGAAGUGCAUGUCCAGGACAGCAAACAAGAAAACAACAAUAGAAGAUGAAGAGGGGACGUAUGCGAAGCCGCUUGUGAUGUGGCUCUGUGUUUCACUUUUUGUUCGUCUCGCCGCGGAGGCCCUUGGAGACGUCUUGCGCCACGUGGAGGCCUCGAUGAGGCAGCAUGUGCAGUUGGCAAAGGAGUACGAGAUGGUCGCGGCGCAGGGUGUCUCCAGGCUUCAGCGGCUGAAGGCAGAGACGGACCUUCAACGCUACCUUGACCGUAUCUCCCUGUCCCGGCCCUGCCAACGCGUGUAUCAGUGCAUUGGACGGCAAAAACCGAGACGAAUGCGGCUUCGCGUCAUUCCCCUUGAAGCCUUCCCUGAGAUCUUUCGUCAUACGCGACUGCCCUUUGAGGCGGAGACCAGGCAGGCAAUUAUUUCCACCGCUAGGCAGCGUGCCACUGCGCAGGCGGAGUCGCCCCUCGCCACUGUUUUGGCUCGCUCUGCGCUAGCAGAGAAACACAUCCAGCGAGCCUGCGGUGCGCUUGACUGGGCGACGGUGAUUUUGACGCAAUGCACGAGUCUCGUCAGGCGUCUCUCGACCCCGGUUAAGCGGCUGCAGCACAUAGAUACUUCGACGCAGUCGCCCUCACCCGCAUCGCCGUCCGUGUUUCAGUUGGAGGCGGCGGGCAGCCGCUGUGUAUUGUGUGAAGCAUAUGUGCGUUCGCGCGUGCAGAGCGACCUGGACUGCCUCUUUACGCACAUUCCAUGGCAGAGUCUAGAAGAGCAGCUGCAAACGUUUUCGGAGGGGGAGGAGGAGGAGCAGCGGGCGCCCACGGCGACAAAACAGUCGGUGACGGCGGAGGAGGCCUGUGUGCCGCAUGCGUACUUCCUAGAUGACUUACUUGCAGCUCCCAAUGGAGACGGCAGGGAUGACGCCGCCGCGGCGUCUGGGGUGUGUGUGAGUCAAGUCACUGCCAGCGCAGGCACAGAGGAGGAGGUCCAUGCGAUGUUGGGUGGUCUGCAGGAUAGCGUUGAACGAUUUCAGGUUGCCGUUGCUGACUUGAUUGACUCCCAUGAGGAGUACUUUUUGAUGGUUUAG
This is a messenger RNA of Trypanosoma rangeli, 2427 nucleotides long. RefSeq lists its product as uncharacterized. The record is from RefSeq and is a predicted model, not a curated record. Bases 1 to 2427 code for a protein of 808 amino acids. The transcript has a single exon. NCBI's taxonomy places the organism in Eukaryota, Euglenozoa, Kinetoplastea, Trypanosomatida, Trypanosomatidae.